CCUCCUUCUCCGCGCCAUCUCCCACCUGAGCGCUCGCUAGGUCGGGCAGACGUGCCUGCUGUCACGGCGCUGGCGCGACCUCUGGCGCUCCGUGCACCGCAUCAACGCCUCGCGUCACGAGUUCGACGGCGUGGCUGACACCGACGAGGAGUGCGACGUGUUGUUCAAGAAGUUUGUCAGCCGUUUCAUCAUGCUCCGUAACCCCCUUGCAUUGGAUGAGUUCCGCCUCUGGUACCACAUACCUGACGAAUCAGUGGACUUGCACGCCGACUCGGAAGAUGCUAACCUAUGGAUCCGCCAUGCUUUACUGUGCAAUGCUCGUUCUGUCGAGGUUAUCGAUUGGGUCAAUGAAUUGCAUCUCGAUAAUACGGUGUUUGCUUCAAAGUGCCUCUUGACAAGCCUUCUGCUUUCCUGUGUUUUUCUGAUCCCUGGGUUCUUCAGGAACCUCCAAAUGGGUUGCACAGUAUUGAAGCAUCUCAUCUUACGCUGCUGCACCAUUUAUGACCCUGAGAUUUCCUCCCAGACACUGAAGGUUUUGACCAUUGAUGGUGAAUGUCACUGCACAUACGAGGGACGGGCCUCUAUUUCUAUUCCAAGCCUCAUUGAUCUUGAGUUCUCUGCCCCCGGAAGUGUACCUUUACUGAAGAACGUGGAAUCGCUAGUGACAGCAUCAAUUUCAGUUGGUACUGCUGAUACUCAGGUUGAUGAUAUCUGUCAGUUUCUCAGGAGCCUUUCUGGUGUUACAAAUUUGGAAUUCUAUUAUGAAGGAAGAACGGUAUGCUUCUUGAUUUUAAAUUGAACACCUAGCUAAUAUUUAUAAGUUGAAGCCUGAGACCUAAGCAUGGCAUU
This is a messenger RNA of Phragmites australis (common reed), 849 nucleotides long. RefSeq lists its product as uncharacterized. Lineage: Eukaryota; Viridiplantae; Streptophyta; Magnoliopsida; Poales; Poaceae. The record is from RefSeq and is a predicted model, not a curated record. The transcript has a single exon. Bases 191 to 799 code for a protein of 202 amino acids.